Molecule: messenger RNA, 550 nt
Organism: Corticium candelabrum
Lineage: Eukaryota; Metazoa; Porifera; Homoscleromorpha; Homosclerophorida; Plakinidae
Product: sperm microtubule inner protein 11-like
Exons: 3
Coding region: 40-417 (125 amino acids)
Source: RefSeq, a predicted model, not a curated record
GUUUCAUACAAGUUUGUUGCGUUUCUGUGUUGCUAUGCGAUGUCGUUCUUCAACUUAACGCAAGUUGGCGUACAAGACCCGAUCAAAACAGCUACUAGAGGCGCUACGAACGAGGCAAGCAGCUGUUCGAAUGGAAUCGCAGACCCGUCGAACGCCGGUCGGUCUCAUUCUGGUCCGAGCAGUUCGUACGACGAGUAUACAAGGAUGCUGACAAAACAUCAGAGGAAUGGCAAAGGUCCGAAUGAGCUUUAUAACACACCAAUAACUACAUCUAUGAACUAUGGACGUUGGACAAGUGAUGCCAGUUUGAAAGAUCAAAGUUGGACGUAUGUACCGAGAAGAGCAAACGUCAACAGUGAGAUGACCAGAUUUGUGGAUGAGAUGGCGCUGACAAACAGAGAUUUCUCCCUAUUCUAGCUGCCUAGACACAAUUGUGUACAACAAAUGCGUAGAAUGAAAGCAUAUCGUUCAUCGAGUGUCUAUCCUGUAUAGUAUAGUAGUCUUCAAACGAUAAAAUUUAAUGGGUUGCUGUGUUUGCAACAGGUUGAUA